Heterobilharzia americana is the source of this 1937-nucleotide messenger RNA. NCBI's taxonomy places the organism in Eukaryota, Metazoa, Platyhelminthes, Trematoda, Strigeidida, Schistosomatidae. The record is from the annotation of a GenBank genome assembly.
GAAAGUAGCAACCUAAACCACACCAAACCCGAAAAUAGAUGUGACAGUUCGAAAACUGCCAGUUUGCUUUAUUUGCUUUGUGGAUAUUGGUGGACGUUUUAAUUUCAAGGCUAGGUCUCAAGACUAUCCAGAAUGCAUUCGAAUUCCAGUGUCACUGGUGGUGAGACCUUAUGUGUUUACCCUAAAGAUGAGUUACUGAGAGCCCGAAGUGAAUUUAUUUACCGAUGGAACAAUUUAAUGAACAGGAAUCCUGUUGCCACUUUAAUCAAAACGUAUCACUACCAAUAUCCACCGAAUAUAAUCUUGAAGAAUUGCAUAAAAUAUCCAUUUGAUGAUGACCAUGAAUUGGAUAUGUGUCCAUCUUUCUCAACCCGAAAGGACGUAAAACUUAGUGGAUUGAUCAAGUCUCAUGUAGUUUCCCAAGAACUGUUUAAACAAGCAAACUCUGAGCUAUUUACUGACAAAAUUUCUGAGGAGAAUCUUCACCGUAUGUGUUCAUUACUCAUUGAUAGACUCCGUACAUCUGAAGAAUAUCUUCAAUCUUUAAAUGAGCAUCAUUGUAUUUCAGCGUGGUAUUUUAUUUGUGAUAACUGUGAUUUUAUUAGCACAAAAGAUGUGGAUGCAUUGAACCACUUAAAGCAAACAGGUCAUUUGACAUGUAGUAAAUAUUUACCGUGCUAUUCUACGGUUGAAAAUAAUAAUAAUAAUGAUAUACCAUAUGAGUUGCAAGAACCACGUACCCUCUCUAAUAAAUCUGGCAGGAUUUAUGGUGGAAGUGUUGGUGAUUCAGUUGUAUGCUGUCCAACUUGUAAUUUGAUAUUUCUAGAUAAGCUUAUGUGUGCUUAUCAUCACCAUUCACAACAUUCAAACAAUGAACUUCUCUUCACUUACGGAAAGGUGUUGGUUGUGCACAAUUUGAAUAUUAAGCAAUCACAAGUAUGCUGUGAUUGUCAAAGAAAAUUUUGUACUGCUGAAGCAAUUACAAAUCAUUGGAUUCAUUCUACGCACUGUAAAUCACCUUUUAUGUUUAUGCAGAAGAGUAAAAAUGCAUUAAAUUCUCAUCAUUACAUUUUUUCUGUAAUGUGUAGCUUUUGUAAGCGUACUUUCACUAAAACUCCAUCAUUUGAGAAAAUAGUUUGUCAGCCUGGUAUGAAGCGUAAGCAUCAAAUGAAAACUGUACACCAGUCAUUAACUUCUUGGGUGACAGACUUUAGUCAUUUCUGUGUAAGUCAUGCUUUUAAACAUAUCUGUCAAGGUAAAUCUUUUUCUUGUGAUCUGAGUGUACGGAUUAUAAGUAUGUCAAAGUCUAUUGAAUAUCUUCCUCCUUUCAAGAGUGUAAAUGAGUUCGCCUCAUUACUUUUUUGUGUUCACGAAUGUAAACGUCUUAUUUCUUAUCUUGAAAAGUAUCAUGGGAGUUGUUCUCAUUUGUUGAAAAAAGCGAAACGAAACUUGAAAGGUUUAUUAACCAAGGCCCAGUCUCUUAUCUCAUAAUCUUGUGUUUCUUUUUUAUUGUUAGCCUCAAGUACUUUGUACACUAUGUUUAGUAAUAAUGGGCAGUGGCUAGCAGUGGAAUCCAGGAUGCGCAUUUCGUCCUAUUUAGGACUCGUCAGCUGGAUGUCCCGGUGGGAACAACAUCACUCACUGGGAAGCAGGUACAUCCAGCUGACGAGUCCCAAAUAGGACGAAACGCGCAUCCUGGAUUCCACUGCUAGCCACUGCCCAUCACUACAAAACAUAGUUAAAAGACAGGCAUCCGUAUAGGAGCCCAUAUGCCAACAGAGACUGAUCAAUUCGGUCCAGUCAACGACGGUGUAAUACAGGCGUUAACACUAUACUUUGUACACUAUUAAUUAUUUUGCAUCCUUUUAUAUUUUGUAUUUUUUGUUUUUCACAUUUUCUUAGCAUAAUGUUUCACAUAUAUAUCAAUGAGAAGUUUG